AUGGCAGAAGGGAAAAGGAAACUGGAUUUACAACCGUUUCGGGUGGACUGCAGCGACCACAUAGCAACGGGCGAGGCUUGGAGUGAUUGGUUAGAUGACUUUGAGAGGCAGCUUCGAUACUUUAGAAUUACAGAAGAUGAUGACAAAACGGACGCUUUACUUAUCUACGGCGGGCCAGAGGUAAAAAGGCUAAGUAGAAGUUUAGAGGAUCCGGAGAAAAGUACAAAUUAUGAGAAACUGUCAAGUAAGUUGUCUGAUUACUUUUCACCUAAAACGAACACACACUAUUGCAGAUAUUUAUUCUUCAAGAUGCGUCUCAAUAGCAGUGAAAAUACUGUUGAAUACGCUGCAAGGCUACGAGAUAAAGCGCUGCAAUGUGACUUUGUAGAUACAGAUAAUCGCAUUCUUGAGCAUUUGUUGCAAACAACAAGCAAUGCCGAGUUCAUACGGAAAGUUAUUCACAGGAAAUGGACUCUCCAAGAAGCACUUAGUGAUGCGCAAAUCAGUGAAAGCACUAGUAUCCAGUUGCAUGCGAUGAAUCCUCAAGCACUGGGCAUAGAUAGAAUUAGCAGAAAGAAUAGCAGUUCAGUUGACACACCUAGUAAGGGCAAUAUGAAAUAUACUAAGCGUCGGAUAUAUCAAGACAGAGAUACAACUAGCAGAAAUGAGAGGUCCGACAGACGACUGAGCGAUUAUAGAGACAGUUAA
This is a messenger RNA of Dreissena polymorpha, 708 nucleotides long. RefSeq lists its product as uncharacterized. Lineage: Eukaryota; Metazoa; Mollusca; Bivalvia; Myida; Dreissenidae. The record is from RefSeq and is a predicted model, not a curated record. The coding region runs from base 1 to 708 and encodes 235 amino acids. The transcript has a single exon.